Dreissena polymorpha is the source of this 4968-nucleotide messenger RNA. RefSeq lists its product as uncharacterized. Gene Ontology annotation, biological process: DNA integration. The transcript has 2 exons. Gene Ontology annotation, molecular function: nucleic acid binding. The coding region runs from base 1 to 4059 and encodes 1352 amino acids. Lineage: Eukaryota; Metazoa; Mollusca; Bivalvia; Myida; Dreissenidae. The record is from RefSeq and is a predicted model, not a curated record.
AUGGAUGCAUAUCUCAAAAGAUUUGAGCGAUUUGCAGAGAGUGCUGGAUGGAAGAAGGAAUGUUGGGGUGCAAAUUUGAGUGCACUGUUGCAGGGGCGUGCCCUGGAUGUGUAUUCGAGACUCACAGUUGCUGAGGCUAAUGAUUAUCAGAAAUUUAAGGAUGCCCUGCUAAAAAGGUUCAAUCUGAACGAAGACGGUUUCAGGGAAAAGUUUCGUAGUAGUAAAUGUGAAUCAGGGGAGACAGCGUCUCAAUUUGUAAUUCGAUUGGGAGAUUACUUAACCAAUUGGAUGUGCCAGGCUGGGUCUGACGAAACCUAUGAGGGUUUAAGAGAUUUGAUUUUACGUGAGCAAUACUUGAAUGGGUGCUCAAAGGGACUGCAAGUGUUCUUAAAGGAGCGUAAGUUUGCUUCAGUAACAGAGAUGGCCGAUUGUGCAGAUCGGUAUAUUGAGGCCCAUGAGGGCAAUGGCAAAACGGGGAAUGAAUCUAGAGAUGGUGUGAAAGGUAAGGCUUGCUUUGUUUGCAAUGGACCACAUUUACGUAGAGACUGCCCGAGGAUAAAUGGUCGGAACACCAUGGGCACAAACAACCAUAGGGGUGGUAACCUAUCAGGCCAGUAUUCAGGUAAUGGUUUCAAAAGCUGGGAACCAGCAAGAGGUGGAAGAAGACCUGAAGACAAGUAUGACCGAAAGGUAAGUAAAUCUAGUUUGUCGGCGUGUGGCCUAUCCCAAGGAAAGGUAAGUCUGUCAUGUGGUCACAAAUUACCUGUCAUGUCGGCAGCGUGUGAUGGACCUAUUCGGGAAAAUAUGCCGGAGUGCAUAGGAUGGGUCAACGGAAAACAAAUUCGUGUCUUGAGGGAUACUGGAUGUUCAUCAGUGGUGGUAAAGAGGUCUCUUGUACCAAACCACAGUUUUACUGGGAAAGUUCAGAAUUGUGUCUUACUUGAUGGAACAGUGAGACAAUUCCCCACGGCAAAAGUGUUUGUGGAAACACCUUAUUUUACAGGUAAGGUUAUUGCCAUGUGUGUUGAAAGUCCAGUAUACGACUUGAUAUUGGGGAAUAUUGACGGAAUCAGAGAUAUUGCAAUUGGAGAAUAUGCGACCAUAUCAGAAGAGAAGAAAGUGGAUGAAACGGUGAACGAACAGGCAGCAGUAGUCACCAGAGCUCAGGCUUCAAAAGAAAAGGUAAGCAAAAUCAAACCGUUAAAGGUGCCAACACAGAUCAAGGGGAUGAAUCCACAGAUGUUUCAAGAAGCACAGAAAAGUGACCCAACUCUUCAAGCUGCCCGGGAACAAGCAAUGUCGGAAGAGGUAAAGCAGUGUGGAAAACUGAAUACUUCUCGGUAUUAUGAACGCAAUGGAUUCUUGUACCGUGAAUUUACGUCUCCAAAACAUAACAAGGCAGAACCUGUUUGCCAGCUUGUUGUCCCUAAGGAAUUUCGAGAUGAAAUCAUGAAGAUAGCUCAUGAGAGUUUAAUAGGAGGACAUCUAGGAAUGCAGAAAACAUUGGAUAAAGUACUGUCACAAUUUCAUUGGUCUGGUGUAAUGUCAGAUGUGAAACGUUUCUGUACCUCCUGUGAUACCUGUCAGAGGAUGACAUCAAAAGGAAAAGUUUCCAAGGUUCCGUUGGGAGAAAUGCCAUUAAUAGAUACACCAUUUAAACGCGUGGCUGUUGAUCUGAUUGGACCUAUUACACCAGUUAGUGACAGAGGAAACCGGUACAUAUUAACGGUGGUUGACUACGCUACAAGAUAUCCGGAGGCGAUGGCAUUGAAGAACAUUGAGACAGAAACCGUUGCAGAGGCAUUAGUAGACAUUUUCACUCGAGUUGGAGUUCCACAAGAAAUGCUUAGUGACAUGGGAGCACAGUUUACAUCUGGACUCAUGAAGGAGAUAAGUAGGCUGUUGUCAAUGAAACAGUUAGUGACUACACCAUACCAUCCCCAGUGUAACGGGUUAGUGGAAAGAAUGAAUGGCACGCUGAAGUCCAUGAUAAAGCGUAUGUGUACAGAGCGACCCAAGGACUGGGACAAGUACAUUUCGCCAGCCUUGUUCGCAUACAGAGAAGCCCCACAGGCAAGCACAGGGUUUUCUCCAUUUGAACUGCUCUACGGGAGAACAGUAAGAGGACCAAUGCAAAUAUUAAGAGAGAUGUUGACACAGGAAACCCUUAGUGAAGAGGUAAAAACUGUUUAUGAAUACGUUUUGGACCUAAAGGAAAGGCUAGCAGAAACAAUGCAAUUUGCACAAGAAGAACUGAAGAAAUCUGCUGGAAAAUACAAGAAACACUUCGAUAAGAAAGCGAGGCAAAGAACAUUUUCAGUAGGAGAGCGAGCUCUAGUUCUGUUGCCAACAAACCGAAACAAAUUGCUCAUGCAGUGGCAAGGGCCAUAUGAAAUUGUAGAGAAAGUUGGUGAAUCAGACUACCGACUUGACGUCAAUGGUCAUGUGAAGACAUACCAUGCCAAUAUGUUGAAGAAAUAUGUGGAGAGAAUUGGCAAUGAGGCUGAAACUGGUCAGGCUGGAUUACUGAUAAAUAUCGCAGCGGCCAUUAUUGAAGACGACAAGGUACCAAGUGGUGAGAAGGACUGUUUAAGUGAGUAUGGUCGAUUUAAUGAAGAGAUACAAUGUCCUAUAAUAGAACAAUCAGAAUCUGUUGAAGAUGUCAAACUUGGUGAAAACCUAGAUGCCAAACAAUGCAAAUCUUUGCAAACAUUACUUCAAGACUUCCAAGACGUGUUAACUGACAUUCCUGGGAAAACCAAUUUGGUAGAACACCAUAUUAAAACAACUGCAGAUGAUCCAAUUCGUUCAAGGCCAUAUCCUGUUCCACAUGCUGUGAAGGAGACCAUAAACAAAGAAGUUCAGGAGAUGUUACGAAUGGGUGUCAUUGAACCAUCAGAUUCACCAUAUAGAUCACCAGUCGUUAUAGUGAAGAAACCAGAUGGCACUAAUAGAUUUUGUGUGGACUUUCGCAAGUUAAAUCAGGUCACAGUCUUUGAUGCUGAGCCAAUGCCAUGUCAGGAUGACAUUUUUGCACGCUUAUCCCACUGUCGUUACUUUUCGAGAAUUGAUUUGUCAAAGGGGUACUGGCAGAUUCCAGUUUCCGAGGAAAGCAAAAAGUAUACUAGCUUUGCAACUGACACCGGGCUAUGGCAGUUUCGAAGAAUGCCAUUUGGACUGGCAUGCGCACCCGCUGUCUUCAGCAGAAUGAUGAGAAUGUUGCUGAAAGACCUUAGUGGAGUGGAUAACUUUUUAGACGAUAUGUUCCUGUUCACCGAGACAUGGGAGGAGCAUCUUACGUUGAUUGCAGAAGUCUUAGGGCGCCUGCGAAAUGCUGGACUGACGGCAAAGCCUAGCAAGUGCAUGUUGGCUUGUGAGAGACUUGAUAUCUUAGGACACCAAGUAGGGCACGGAAAAGUGGAACCAAACCCACAGAAGGUUACAGCAAUAGCUCAAGCCGAAAGACCACGAACCAAGACUGAACUUCGAUCCUUCUUAGGGCUGGUAGGUUAUUAUCGUAAGUUCAUACCAAACUUUGCUGCUGUGGCUGUACCACUUACCGACCUCACCAAGAAAGGUAAACCCAAUACCUUGGUUUGGGAAUCACCUCAUGAAAGGGCAUUCAAGGAAUUGAAGGAACGAGUGACGAUGUCACCAAUUCUCCGAAUGGCAGAUUUAGGUAAGCCAUUUAUUCUACGUACAGACGCCUCUAAUGUAGGUUUAGGGGCAGUACUUCUGCAAGAACAUGAGGAUGGUAAGUUUCCGGUAGCAUAUGCAAGUCGUAAAUUGCUGCAAAGGGAAAGAAAUUAUUCGGUGGUUGAGAAAGAAUGCCUUGCAGUUGUGUGGGGAAUACAGAAAUUCCACACAUACUUAUAUGGUAAGAAGUUUCUGUUAGAAACAGACCACAUGCCACUGGUAUAUCUGAACAAGGCAAAGGAUUCUAAUGGCAGAAUCAUGCGUUGGGCUCUUGUUUUGCAGGCUUACCGGUUCACUGUUGUUGCUAUAAAGGGAACUGAAAAUGUCGGGGCUGAUUAUCUCAGUCGAAAAUCUGGGACAUGAGUCAUGAACCUAGUCUUGACACAAAUCCAAAAGGUUGAGACAGAAAUUGGGAAUUUCAUCUUAAGUAGGGGGGUGUGUCAAAGAAAUAGGGUUGUUUUUUUUUGUGUGUGUAAAUGUUAAUAUAGUUAAUUAGAAUAGCAAGUAUAAAUGUUACUAUAAACCGGCUGCGGGAUACACAUCCAAGAGUACUGAAAGCCCUGAAAUCAUAAAUCAUACGGUCAAAUCUAAUGGGAAAUUUAGGGUCAGGUCUGGGGUAUGGGGAUACUUUUGUUUAUUCAAGGAAGCCUGGUUAGUGUAUGGCAGAGUUCGAGAGUUUUCUGUGUGUUUCUGAGUCAGUUGAAUUUGGGCUUAAGACCAGAGCGUUUGUUGUUUGGAAGGAGGUGCCAUCAGAAUUUCUGAUCGUCGGCCACAUUGUGGAGGCAUCUAGAGUGUUGUGUUUAUAGAAGGAAUCUAAAUGGGAUCCCAUUUUUGUUGGUGUAAGAAUUACGAUGAAGAAAGUUGAUGGAAAAGGGGAUAGAAGAUAGAAGUUUAAUAAGACGUAUGUUGCAUACUAGAACUAGUUGAAUAUUGAUGAAGAAAGUUGAUGGAAAAGGGGAUAGAAGAUAGAAGUUUAAUAAGACGUAUGAUGCAUACUAGAACUAGUUGAAUAUUGGCCAUCAGUUUCAUAAAGACAACUACAAAUAAAUUAUACAGAGAAACGCACUGACAGGAAGGAAGCAUUCAUAUCAUAGUAAACCUCAAAAAGUGUAGCAGUGAUGUGCACUGUGUAGUUCCGAUUGGGUAACUGGAAAGAACUGGACCUGAGAACUGAAUAUAUAUUUAUGACGUUCACAGCGGAGCACAGCAAGAACAUUUGUUUUUACCAUUUGACAUUCGAUCAUCAUGGAUAAUCUAAACUGAAAUUUCUUA